Messenger RNA from Penicillium concentricum, 1380 nucleotides. RefSeq lists its product as uncharacterized. NCBI's taxonomy places the organism in Eukaryota, Fungi, Ascomycota, Eurotiomycetes, Eurotiales, Aspergillaceae. Bases 1 to 1380 code for a protein of 459 amino acids. The transcript is spliced from 2 exons. The record is from RefSeq and is a predicted model, not a curated record.
AUGGAACCUCCAUAUAAAUACGCAUCUUUCUCAGCAUCCCGAGGAGCCUCCGCUACAUUCCCACCCACCCAAGCUCCCACCCGGAGCCAGAACCAAAGCCUGCAAACCAGCGACCUCCAGUCCAACUCCGAGGACCUCUCCAGAUUUGGCAGCCAAGAAGCCCCCCAAACAGACCGAAGAAAGACCCGCAGUUCGCAUCGCCAUGGCCCCGGUGAUCGUCCAAUCUCCCCCAAAGGAGAGCCCGCCUCCCGACAUCGAACUCGCCCAUCUCCAUCCCCUCGCCCGCUAGAUCCAUCCACCUUCGAUGGCACAAAGACCCACCGCCACAAGCAUAGCAAGUCGCGGGAUCUGCGCUUCCCUAAUCCCAUGAGUCACCUGGCUUCCUCGGCGAGCGCAAGGGGAUUGCUCCCUACGUGGUCGGGCGGGAAGGAUAAGGACCGCGAGGGCGACGACGGGUUGUUGAGGCCCGUUACGAGGGAGAUGACCCAGAGCCGAUGGGGCUCUGAUUCAACUAGUGGUCUAUCCGAUGGUCGAAAGGGGAGUCUGCUUGAUACACCUGAGCAGCAUGAGCGAUUGGCGCCUAUCCGCCGGAAUGAGAUUCAUUCCGUGGAUGACCUAGAGAAGAUUAAGAAGCGGAGGAAGCUAGGUGAGGAGUAUCUACGAUCUGCAUUGACUUCAAUUGGGACGUUGGCGACAGACGUCACCCGUCGGCUCGACUACACCUAUUACAACCUGCUUGAGAAAAUCACAGCGCUCAAUUCGACUAUCUCCUUGUUCCAGGAACUCUCCGACUCAGCGUCGACACUUCUUAAUGACUUUGAACGCGAGACGGCCGGGUUAGACCAGGAUAUCCGUAAACAGCUCAAUGACCUGAAAGGGUUCGAGCCACAGAUCCAAAAGGCUGAUGCGUUAGAGCAACGCAUGAAAUCAGGCCGACAGCGUGUCGAAGAACUAGGCAAACGGCUCGAGACCGUACGACACGAGAUCGAUAGCUGGGAGCAGCGGGAAACAGAAUGGCAAACCCGGACCAGUCGUCGACUACGCAUCUUCUGGGGCAUUGUCACAAGCGCGCUGUUGGUGCUUGUACUUGCUCUGGUCAUCCAGAACUGGCCAGUAUUCUGGUCUCCCCAGACUGAGACGUCACGUUUGACAGUAUCGAAUCACUCGCCCUCUGUACCACCUCAGUCCGAGGUGUGGGAUGAGGUUCUCGGUCUCGGGGGAAGAGGAUCAGGGUCUGAUUCAUGGCCUUCUCGAUAUCCGUCCAACCUUGCAGAUCGCCGCGAGACCCUGGCCAAGGCUGGUCCGACUUCGACGGUCCGGUCAGGGCAUGAUGCAGCACCUGCGGAACGUGAUCCUUUGACUGUGCUGGAUGAAUUAUGA